Molecule: messenger RNA, 2143 nt
Organism: Microdochium trichocladiopsis
Lineage: Eukaryota; Fungi; Ascomycota; Sordariomycetes; Xylariales; Microdochiaceae
Exons: 1
Coding region: 165-1982 (605 amino acids)
Biological process (GO): rRNA methylation
Cellular component (GO): mitochondrion
Molecular function (GO): RNA binding; RNA methyltransferase activity
Source: RefSeq, a predicted model, not a curated record
CAGCGUUGAUGCAGCCAGCACUGCAUUCUGCUUCUGCGUGUCUCUGUCCUGGCUUUUUGACCUAGACCUCAAUUUUCAUCUCCUUUCUGAACUCUCAUUUUAUCAUACAUGCGACGAUCGACUUCUCUUCCUCUACGCUCUACUUCCUGCAAUACGCCGCCACAAUGAGGCUUCCGAUACCCUCAGCAUGCUUGUCGGCAGGACAGCAGCUGAUGAUGCGCAAUCUUGCCCUCAGGACCAGGGCUCUUCCAUCGACGACAACGUUCCGAUCAUCAUCUCUCAGUGCUAUACAUCGUGGCCUCCGCGAUUCCGAGAAAGCCCGUCCACAAGGGUUCCAGUUAAAGGCUCUCGAGGCUGCUUCAAAUGGUAGCAAGAACGGACGACGGACGACCUCCCGGCAGAGACGUGACCCUGGCUGGAAGGCCCCGACCUACAAAAUCAAGAAGGGGAAGAAGGACAUCACCGACAAAGGACCACAGCCAAAGUCGAGGCGCUCGCGGUUCAACGACCCCACCGAGACGUUUGGCAAGAAGAGCCAAGUAUGGCAGAUCAAGCACGGUAACUUGAGAUCGGAGAUGGAGAAGUUGACUCGUGCGGAUGCCGAGGGAGACUCGCGGAAUAGCAGAUUCAACGACCGGAGGCGGGAGUCUGGCGAUUCGAGGCGAGGCAGAAGCGAUCCGGAUCGGGCAAUCGGCAGACAAUCUUUUGACAGGACAUCCCGGUUUUCGGAGCGGAGAGGUCAAGACAGAUUCGAACCGAGGCAAGACCGUGACUUUGGCGCAAGACCACAGCGACAAACAGACGGGCGGAGGCCACCGAGGUCGUUCGAGCGCGAUGCUUCCAGGACGGAAUCCCGCGAGGGGCCGCCACGCAGCUCAAGUUUUGUACCUCGAGAGACUGGCCAUCGUCACGCAGGCGAUGAGAAGGCUAGCAACCCGCGAGACGAGCAGGCACCACAGCCUACUGUCUCCCGGGUUUCUCCACGUGACGAAGGACCGAUACGUAUUCAUCACACCACUGCUGCGUCGCAGUUCCUCUACGGGCGUUCCGUCGUUGAGUCAGCAUUGAAGCACUCGCGGAGACAGCUCUAUCGCUUCUAUGUCUAUAGUGGCGAGGAUAGACAGAGUCUCACGCAGGACGAGUAUCUUCUUGGUCUUGCCAAGUCGCGCAAAGUCGAAUGCAUCCCGGUCAGGGACCAGCAGGGCCUGCGCAUGUUGGACAAGAUGAGUGGGGGACGGCCUCACAAUGGCUGCAUCCUCGAAGCAUCACCCUUGCCCCAGAUUCCGGUCAAGGGGCUCGGCGUGGAGUCUGAAGAAGCCACAAAGCCGGGAUUCCACUUGGAGCUGGCUCACCAGUCUGCGGAAGAGGCGCAGGUCAACGGCACGUCCACUUUCGUAGCCCACGACCUCCCAGCCGGUCGUCACCCGCUUGUCCUUCUCCUUGACGGCAUCCUCGACCCUGGCAAUCUGGGUGCGAUCCUUCGGUCAGCAGCCUUCCUCGGUGUCAGUGCUGUUGCAAUCACCAAGGAUAGUUCGGCCGGCCUGACCCCCGUCGCUCUCAAAGCCUCUGCGGGUGCUGCGGAGGUGAUGACGCUGUUCUCCGUCAAGUCGACUCUCGGCUUCUUGGAGCAGUCCAAGGAUGCAGGUUGGAUGGUAUACGCCGCGGUCCCAUCAACGUCACGCAUGAGGAAUAACUCACACCUGUCCAUCGACCGUGUCGAGUCAUACGACCCGCUCUCAAGCCAGCCGACAAUCUUGGUCAUCGGCAGUGAGGGUGAGGGUCUGGCCAAGCAGGUCCGCCGCAUCUCGGACCACGAGGUUUCAAUCCCCAGCGCGUCGGGCUUAUUCGAAGUGGUCGAUAGUCUGAACGCCAGCGUUGCAACGGCACUGUUGUGCCAAUCAUUCCUGAAGAAGCAAACGAGCGAUGUGCUACGAAGCCAGGGAUUCGUUGAGCGUGAGCAGGACGAGGAGGCUAUGUUCUAGGGGCCUGUACCUGUCCUCCACCUGCGAUAUGUAUAAAUCUGUAUCACUUAAACGAUGUAUAACCGAUGUAUAGCAUAGCGAUCACGAUCUUUGCACGACCAUGUAUGUUACGUUGUGUACGACCAUGUUGGGAGUCUAGAAAUAGAUGGAAUGAUUCUUUA